Molecule: messenger RNA, 726 nt
Organism: Sipha flava (yellow sugarcane aphid)
Lineage: Eukaryota; Metazoa; Arthropoda; Insecta; Hemiptera; Aphididae
Product: DC-STAMP domain-containing protein 2-like
Exons: 3
Coding region: 18-515 (165 amino acids)
Source: RefSeq, a predicted model, not a curated record
GGAAUCGUCGGAAGCAGAUGGUAUGUAUUUUGUGCGGCUACAAGGCAAAGGAAAUGGAUUUAAAAUCAGGACACAUCGUAUUGUGCACUAACGAAGGCUGCAAAGGUAUCUAUUGCUCUAAAUGCUUCGUCGACAUAAGAAACAAAUGUACGCUGUGUAGUAAUCCUUUGGAAUACGGAGACAUAACGGACGUUAGCGAAGAAAAAGAUAGCUCGGACGAAAUGCAAAAGAACUUUGAGAUACUGCGAGCGAAGCGAAAAAAACCCGCGAGGAAAACUAAGAAACGAUGGUUCGCAAGGACUAGGAGCAGCAAAUCGUCCUUGGGUUACAGUAGAGUCAGCUCAAGAGAAGAGGGUGACGUGGAAAGUUCCAGCGGAUGCGACUCGGACGAUACGUGCAGUUCUGUGUCCAAUUCAUACGAAAACGAUCACAACUACGUGAACGCGCCUCUAAAUUACGCGCCGUUGGUCAUAGAGAGUCAAUACAGUAUUCAUCGAGUAAGGAAGUCCUGUUGAGGAUUGUGAAAUCCUUCAAAAUCGUAACAAACAGUUUCCCGAAAAUAUCAAUUUGUAAUAAUAAUAUUUUAUAUUAUGUAACGUCUCGACGAGUUCCUAUUGCAGACGAACUCAGGUCUUUCAUAAUUGAUUGUAUCACAUUUAUCAACGUUUGAAGUAGAAUUUCCAGGCCAUAAGUGUAUUGGAGAAGGCUAUAAUUAUGAAACUAAUA